Molecule: messenger RNA, 533 nt
Organism: Closterium sp. NIES-67
Lineage: Eukaryota; Viridiplantae; Streptophyta; Zygnematophyceae; Desmidiales; Closteriaceae
Source: the annotation of a GenBank genome assembly
AUUUGUUCGUCGUAUGCCAACUUUCUUUGAAACCUUCCCUGUUGUUUUACUAGAUAAAGACGGAGUAGUUCGUGCAGACGUUCCUUUCCGUAGAGCAGAAUCUAAAUAUAGUAUUGAACAAGUAGGUGUAACUGUACAAUUUUACGGUGGAGAACUAGACGGUGUAAGUUUUAGUGAUCCUACUACUGUGAAAAAAUAUGCAAGACGUGCACAAUUAGGUGAAAUUAUUGAAUUUGACCGUGCUACUCUUAAAUCUGAUGGGGUAUUCCGUAGUAGCCCAAGAGGAUGGUUCACAUUUGGACAUGCUAAUUUAGCAUUCUUAUUCUACUUUGGCCAUAUCUGGCAUGGUGCUAGAACUCUAUUUAGAGACGUAUUCUCUGGAAUUGAUCCUGAUCUUGAAGCACAAGUAGAAUUCGGUCUUUUCCAAAAACUUGGAGACCCAAGCACCAAGAGACAAGCUGUAUAGAUAUAAAUAUCUGUACUCAGUUCUAUUUAUGUAUCUUAGUAUGUAUCAAUGAAUCUAUAAAAAGAUU